This is a messenger RNA of Desarmillaria tabescens, 909 nucleotides long. Its product is annotated as ketopantoate hydroxymethyltransferase. Gene Ontology annotation, molecular function: magnesium ion binding; 3-methyl-2-oxobutanoate hydroxymethyltransferase activity. Gene Ontology annotation, biological process: pantothenate biosynthetic process. The transcript has 3 exons. The coding region runs from base 1 to 909 and encodes 302 amino acids. NCBI's taxonomy places the organism in Eukaryota, Fungi, Basidiomycota, Agaricomycetes, Agaricales, Physalacriaceae. Gene Ontology annotation, cellular component: mitochondrion. The record is from RefSeq and is a predicted model, not a curated record.
AUGAGCGUCCGACCAGCAGAGUCGGACGACAAGGUGAAGAGUACGUCUCCCUGCGCUCUUCAUCACCCUAGGAAAAAAGUGACAAUUCAGACCUUGCAAACACUCAAAAGCGCAAACAUACCUAUAACGAUGCUCACGGCCUAUGAUUAUCCCACCGCAGUCUCUGCUUCUUCCAAUACACUUAUCGACAUUACCCUCGUCGGCGACUCUCUAGCCCAGGUAUGCCUGGGUUAUACCUCGACGAACCAGCUUACUCUCUCCGAAAUGAUUCACCAUGCCCGAGCAGUUGCUCGCGGAACCACCCACCCACUACUAAUCGCGGAUAUGCCAUUCGGGUCGUACCACAUUUCCGUAGACAAUGCCGUGGAGAACGCCAUCCGUCUGAUCCGCGAAGCCCAAGUCGAGGCCGUCAAACUCGAAGGCGGGGAAGAGAUCGUGCCCAUUGUGCGGCAACUUACGCGCAUCGGCAUCCCCGUUAUGGCGCAUGUAGGGCUUCUGCCCCAAAGACACGUAGCCAUGUCCGGGUACAAGGUGCAAGGAAGGAGUGCCGUGGGUGCGAAGCGCGUGAUUAACGAUGCCUUGGCUCUGGAAGACGCUGGAGCGUUCGCCGUCCUAGUUGAAGCGGUCCCGAAGGAACUCGGGAAGCAUCUAACGGAAAAACUCCAGAUACCUACGAUCGGUAUUGGCGCGGGUCCGUGGACAAGCGGUCAGGUGCUCGUAUGGGACGACGUUAUGGGUACCUGGUGCGGCCACAAGGCGAAGUUUGUCCGUCGUUUUGCCGACCUGAAGACGCAUAGGGAUAAGGGCGUGCAGGAGUUUGCUCAAGCCAUCCGAGAGCGCACGUUCCCUUCAGAAGAUACGGAGAGCUAUACUAUGGACCCUUCAGAACUAGCCAAAUUAUCUGAUUAA